GGCAACUUUGAAUUUCUUUAAGUAUCGACAUUUUUUAAGCACCGAAUUAUCUGUGUCCUAUUUACAACACAACUAAUGGAAAUGAGUAAAAAAGCCAAUUUAAUUAAUUACUUUGGGGCCAAAUCCCCUUUUGUGGUUUGUGUUGGCCACCCUGCGCGUGACAUUUCCCUAACCUCUAAACAAGCCGGUUGUGUUUGGACGCGUCCUCAAACCCGCUAGUUUGUGUCUCAAUUCGCGCCGUGUGUCACUCCGCGCGCCCCCUGGGUGUCCCCGUGCGCCCCUCUAGCACACAGUGUCCCCCCAUCGCUUCAAAAUCUCCAAAACCGACGACCAUUUUGUCGUAACAAUGUCGGAAAAACCCGCAGCGAAAAAGGCAAAAACCGGCGACGAAGCCAACAAUUUGGAGGACUCCACCGCCGAGGCGGACAUGGACUCGGCCAUAAUCGACCUGGAGAUGUGCCACAACGAGUUGGACAAACUCAACGAGAAGGAAAACGAGGAAGUGAUCGCCUUGGACCAGAAAUACAGAAAAUUGCGACAGGAAUGCUACGACAAACGCAGCAAAAUCAUCGAGAAAAUCCCCGAUUUCUGGUUCACGGUCUUCACCGGCCACCCGGACUUGUGCAACAUCCUCACCGAGGAGGAGGAGGACUGUUUACACUACCUCCGGAAGCUGGAGGUGGACAUGGCCGACAACAACUCCGGCUACAGCAUCAAGUUCCACUUCAAGGAGAACCCCCACUUCGGGAACGAGCUCCUCGUCAAGGAGAUCUCCUACAAACAGGACAAAAUGGCCUCAGUGAGCACCAAAAUCGAGUGGUUGAAGCCGCAGAAGAAGCCGGCGGCCAAGACCCCCGGGAAAAAGCGGACCAAGGACGAGCCCAAGUCCUUCUUCACCUGGUUCAGCAGUAACGACGACCCGGCCAAUGACAAAAUCGCUGAAAUUAUCAAGGACGACGUGUGGGCCAACACGCUCCAGUAUUAUCUCCCCGAUCCGGACAUGGAGGGCGAGGACGACAGCAAUGAGAGCUCUGAGGGGGAGGAUGAAGGGGAGGAGACCAACGGGGACAAGAAGACUGCACAAGCGACAGGAGAUGCGGCUUCAUCAAAUUAAUUAUGGAGUAGAUUAGUCCAACACUGUAUUUUUUUAAUUUUUAUUGAGGCUUAAUCUCAGUUAGUCUAAGUGAGUUUCAUUUAUUUAGUAAUUGUGUAUUUAUGUGACUUUUGUGAAAAUUAAAUCUUUUCUAUGACA
Messenger RNA from Tribolium madens (black flour beetle), 1252 nucleotides. RefSeq names its product protein SET (gene Set). Gene Ontology annotation, biological process: nucleosome assembly. Gene Ontology annotation, molecular function: chromatin binding; histone binding. Lineage: Eukaryota; Metazoa; Arthropoda; Insecta; Coleoptera; Tenebrionidae. The record is from RefSeq and is a predicted model, not a curated record. The coding region runs from base 347 to 1114 and encodes 255 amino acids. Gene Ontology annotation, cellular component: chromatin; nucleus. The transcript has a single exon.